AUGAAAACUCCGACAAGAAAGAAUCUGUUUGGGUCCAGCAUGCUACCGGAUGACCUUACACAUGCCACAGACUCAUAUAACGUUUCACUUGCAAGCAGAUCGUCUAAUCCGUUCUAUAGAGCAACGAUAUUAGACGAUGACACCUUAGCUCAGAGCUCAUCUGCAAGAAACAGCUACGAUGUGCUUAACAGUCCAUCGUGGCGGAAGAAACGAUCUUUCCAGAGAGAGAUACCAACUCAAAGUUCAGUCAACAGUAAUAAGAGGUCGAAGAUGCAUCACUGCACACCAGUAAUGAACGGUGCGCUCAAUGAAGGAAUAUCGUUGCCCAGUGGUGCAUCUGUAUGGAGACAGCACUCUUACUUGCUUGCGAAGUUGAGCGAACAUCAGCAAAGGGCCGACAAGGUGGGUGUAGACAUAGGAUUGACUUAUGUUCAGACGUUGGUGGAUAUUUCGCUAUUGUUGAGAGAUGUGGACAAGUGUAAUAUGCAAUUAAAAGAAGCUUUCCUGUUGCACUGA
This is a messenger RNA of Babesia bigemina, 516 nucleotides long. RefSeq lists its product as hypothetical. The coding region runs from base 1 to 516 and encodes 171 amino acids. The record is from RefSeq and is a predicted model, not a curated record. Lineage: Eukaryota; Apicomplexa; Aconoidasida; Piroplasmida; Babesiidae. The transcript has 2 exons.